Poecile atricapillus (Black-capped chickadee) is the source of this 4019-nucleotide messenger RNA. RefSeq names its product solute carrier family 3 member 1 (gene SLC3A1). Bases 520 to 2526 code for a protein of 668 amino acids. Gene Ontology annotation, biological process: amino acid transport; carbohydrate metabolic process. NCBI's taxonomy places the organism in Eukaryota, Metazoa, Chordata, Aves, Passeriformes, Paridae. The transcript is spliced from 10 exons. The record is from RefSeq and is a predicted model, not a curated record.
CCACAACCAGCCUUUGAAUCUUUUCUUCUUAGUUUGUGGUGUGUUUGGGCCAGUGGUUGCCAACCUUCAUUCUUUUGCUGUUCAUGUUUAAAUUACCCAUAUUCAGAUUGCUUCAGGCAAGGGAGACUAGGACCAGUUUGGAAAGCUGCAUAUUUACUACAUCUGAUAGUGGUAAAACCUGAAUUUCCCCCUCCUAUCAUAAGGAAGAGAAGUGUGGUGUACUGGAGAGAGCAAGAGUAAACCUAACUGAUGCCAACAAUAGCCUUUUCUUCCCAGCAGAACUGCCAUUUCUUAUGGCAUUUUGUUACCUCGCUGAAGAUGAUGAAUAUGCAGAAAAUUGUGAGCACUUUGUCCUUUUUGUCUCUUUUUGAACUUUGACCAGUUGGUCAGGAUUGAUUAUCAACCCAGAAUAGCUAAUUGCACUGCUUCUCAUUCCACUGAACAAAGGUGCUGUGGCUAGAGUCUCCAGGACAAGAACUUUCAAAUAAAACAGUUGAGGUGAAAGCUAAGAGCUUACCUAUGGAGCUGAGUGAGAAGGGAGGUGUGGAGAACAAUGGAUUUGUUCAAAAUGAGGCUUUUGAGGACAAGGAGAUGGAUGCCAGUAACCAAGAAGAAAUGUCAAAAAAGUGCAGUGUUGAUGUGGACCUGGUGGUUGUGGAGGACACAGUGCUGAAGCCUUAUGCUGGGAUGCCAAAGGAAGUCUUGCUGCAGUUCUCCAGCCAAGCCCGCUACAGAGUCACCAGGGAGAUCCUCUUCUGGCUCAUAAUUGCUGGUUCUGUGGCGCUUGUGUGCACUACAAUUGCCAUUAUUGCUCUCUCUCCAAAGUGCCUUGACUGGUGGCAAGCUAGUCCUAUUUAUCGAAUCUAUCCUCGUUCCUUCAAGGACAGCAACAUGGAUGGGAAUGGGGAUCUGAAAGGUAUCCAAGAAAAACUGGACCAUAUUACAUAUUUGAAUAUAAAAACCAUCUGGAUCACCUCUUUCUUUAAGUCCCCUUUAAAAGACCUUGGAUAUGGAGCUGAAGAUUUCUAUGACGUUGAUCCCAUUUUUGGAUCAAUGAGAGAUUUUGAGAAUCUGAUUGCAGCCAUACAUGACAAAGGGCUAAAGGUGAUAAUGGAUUUAAUACCAAACCACACAAGCGACAAACACCGGUGGUUUCAGCUGAGCCGCAAUCGGACUGGGAAAUACACAGACUACUACAUCUGGCAGGACUGCAUGCAGGCUUCUGGCUCAGUCAUCCCUCCCAACAACUGGGUGAGUGUCUUUGGGAAUUCCAGCUGGCAGUUUGACGAUGUGAGAAAGCAAUGUUAUUUCCAUCAGUUUCGGAAGGAACAGCCAGACUUGAAUUUUCGCAACCCUGCUGUCCAACAAGAAAUCCAUGAUAUUAUAAAAUUUUGGCUUGGCAAAGGAGUGGAUGGGUUUAGUUUUGGUGCUGUUAAAUUUCUCUUAGAAGCAACACAUCUCCGAGAUGAGCCUCGAGUGGACAAGUCUCAGAAGGGAGAAAAUAUCACAGCCUAUUCCCAGCUCCACCAUGACUACACCACCACGCAGGUUGGUUUGCAUGACAUCAUCCGCAGCUUCCGUCACACCAUGAAUGAGUUCAGCAGAGAGCCUGGCAGAUACAGAUUUAUGGGUUCUGAUGAUGAUGAAAAGGAAGACAUUGGAGCAACAAUGAUGUAUUAUGGAACGACUUUUAUCCAAGAAGCAGAUUUUCCCUUCAAUUUCAACCUAAUUAACAUGAAAAAUCUAUCGGGCAACAGUAUUUUUGAAGCUGUCGACUCAUGGAUGAAAAACAUGCCUGCAGGAAAAUGGCCAAACUGGGCAGUUGGAAGCCCUAACGCUGCUCGGAUUUCAACUCGGAUUGGGAAGGAGUACAUCAAUGUCAUGAACAUGCUGCUUUUAACCCUCCCUGGCACUCCUGUAACUUAUUAUGGUGAAGAAAUAGGCAUGGAGAACAUUGCAUCAGAAAAUGCAACCCUCCCAGAGAAAUCCCCCAUGCAAUGGGAUGGAAAAGUUAAUGCUGGUUUUACAGAAGGCAACAGCAGCUGGUUACCUGUUAACUCCAACUACCAAAGUGUAAAUGUGGAAAUCCAGAGCACCUGGUCCAACUCAACCCUGAGUUUGUACAGAGCACUGACUUCGCUGCGGAACAAUGAGCUCCCCAUGAAUCGAGGGUGGAUGUGCUACAUCUGGAAUGACAGUAACGUGUUCGUGUUUGUGAGGGAGCUGGAUGGGUUAGACAGAGUCUUCAUGAUGGUGCUCAACUUUGGCCAGGAGGUGACAAUAGACCUGAGGGCCAUAGCUCCUAACCUUCCCUCUGAAGCUGUAAUAAGACUCAGUACUCAUUUUAGCAAUGCUGGUAAAGUGGUCAAUACCAAACUAAUUAAAACUGAAAUGGGAGAAGGCCUGGUCCUUGAAUAUAAAACAGCAAAGCCUGUUCAUACUAUGGAAGCUUUUCAAGGGAAGUGUUUUGUGGCAGAAAAAGCUUGUUAUUCCAAGGCCCUCAAUUUACUCUACAUGAACUGUUAAGUAGAGGAGUAGAAUACCUAUGCUUUAGUGUUAAUUUAGAAGAUAUUAGUUUCUGGGAAAUGCUGAAAAUACUAAUUUUUCCUUGGCUUUUAAAAUUUUGUGUACAAAAUAAAUGUCCUGAAAAAAUCAGACAGAUAAUUGUCUUGUAUCAGUAUUUGUGAUGAAAAAGAAAAAGAAUGGUAUAAACUCCCCCUUAGGGUCUGUGGAGAAGAAAAGUUAACCUGUUCUAAAAAUCUAUUUAAGCAUGUAUUUUUGGGAGGAGAGGGAACAGUUGCUUUCUGGGUGCUGAUCCUGGAGGUUGCUGGUAAGUGCUCCUGUGGAAUCCCAAGCCUUUGGCAGUUUACUGUAACUAUUUAGAAGUCUGCAGAUUUGUAAAACUCAUUCCAAAGGGGUGGCCCUAUAUUUGCUAAAACAGGUGAACAUAAGCAAGACUAGUGUAUAUUAUUGUGAUGUUUUACCUCUUCUCUCAAAUCUGACAUCUCUGAUUUUCCUCAAAGUUUGUAAGAACAAAAUAUAGCUAAUAUCUAAUUCCACACUCAUAACUGCAUUUCCAGUUGACUCUCCCCUCCCUGUUGAGUCAGAAUAUGUUUGCAUUUUCUUAUUUCUUUUCCUGCCCUAAGGCUGAGGUGAAGGGUGUGUCCUUUAGUUUAGAGGAAGCAGCUGAACCAACCCUACCAAAUGUCACACUUGUGCAUGUGCUCUGAUUUACAUUUGCUGCACCUGCAGUGGUUGAUGUGGUCCUAGGUGUGCACCACACAUCUCUUUUAACAAGCAAUGCACAGCAGGCUUGUGCCUUCCUCAGAGGGCAGCUAAGCUAUGAAUUGGGCUGCUUUAGUUGGGGCAUUCUUUUCUUUUUAUCCUCUGGAGAUACUCUGGCAUCUUCUGACACAUUGAUCUUGUACCCCUGAGAGACUCUGGCACCACCUUCUUAAGAUUACCAUGCUAGGUAAGGUAAUUACAAGAUUUUUUUAAUGUAUUCACAUCAGAGUUCUGCUGUGAUUGCUUUUCUUUGCAGUUUGGUCAACCCACCACACCCAACAGCAACCAUGGCUGCUGUGCAGAUAGAGAGGGCAGCAAUCACCAUCACCUACAUAUGGGAAUUAGUUCUGGAAGCAGUGAGACUUCAAUAUCAGAUGCUUCAGAGGAGUUCUACUGCCUUGUGCAAGAUAUAGCCUUGCAACAGAUGCCUUGGACAGGAAGGCCACCUGUGCCAAGUGCCUUUGGCUCUCCUGUGAGGCUCUACAUGCCCACUGUUGUGCUCCAGCUCCGUUCAUGUAACGCUGCUCUGCUGGCUCACAUGAACAGAGCUGCUGGCAGCUGCUUUUCCACAGCCUGGCAGGGCAGAAAUCCAGUUCUUGGUCUGUAUUUUUGUAAGGCAAUGCCACACCCAGCUUCCUGUGCUUGUGCCCAUAAGGCACGGAUCUGAGAGUAGAGAUUCUGUGGAGAAGGUGUUUGCUUUCCAUACAAAUCCAAAUCUGACCCAAAGUUUUUCA